Molecule: messenger RNA, 1341 nt
Organism: Solanum lycopersicum (tomato)
Lineage: Eukaryota; Viridiplantae; Streptophyta; Magnoliopsida; Solanales; Solanaceae
Source: RefSeq, a predicted model, not a curated record
AUGGAUAUUCCCUUCCACAAUUUGAACAGCAAGAACUUCUCUUUAAAGGAAGAUGAAGGUACUGUUGGUGUCUUUCACUGUUUAUCCGGUGCUGCGAAAAAAAAUCCACAUCUUAUACGGAUGGUGAAGCUGAAAUCCUGGGCGAAAAGUAAGAGUGUUUUGGGAAUUAGUUACGAUUUGUUCAGGAUUCUCACAGGUGAAGAUGGAGAAGAGGGGCACACUGCUCGGAAUGAGCACAACCUUGUGUGGAAAGCACUGAAGAAGGUUGAAACAGAGAAGCGCAUACUUCUUUCUGGAACUCCGUUCCAGAAUAACAUCAAAGAACUGUACAACACUCUCUGUGUAGUCAGUCCAAAGUUUGCUGCUGAUUUGGAGCAGAAAUGGGCUUCUCUUAGCAGUUCAAUUGACAAGAAUGCCCGAGCGUUGGAAGAGCUUAGGGACAUUCUUUCACCCCUUGUCCAUAAAUGUAGCGAAAAUGUAAAGAACGUAAGCCUUCCAGGUAUACGGGAUACAGUAAUACAUUUGAAACCCACAGAAUUGCAGGAGGAGUUACUUAAAAGAGUUCCUGAGAAUCCGGGAUCCUUUUAUGAACAAAAUCUGAUGUCUCUGAUCUCUGUUCAUCCUUCAUUAGUGGCAAAUAGGAAGGAGUUCUCUGAGUUAGAAAGUCAGCUCAAGGAAAGAAGGUGUCGGUUGGAUCCUGAUAUUGGGGUAAAAAUGAAAUUUGUUAUUGAACUGAUCAGACUAUGUGGUGGAUUGAAGGAGAGGGUUAUAAUAUUUAGCCAGUUACUAGAUCCUCUAAACCUGAUCAAGGAGCAGCUCAAUUCUCUCUUUAGCUGGACUUUAGGCCGAGAGAUUCUCUAUAAGGAUGGGAAACUUGAUGUAAACCAGCGGCAGAUAUCAAUAAAUUCUCUUAAUGACCCUAAGAGUGAUGUCAAAGUGCUUCUUGCAUCGACAAAAGCCUGCUCAGAAGGGAUAAGUCUAAUAGGGGCCUCAAGAGUGGUUUUGCUUGACGUUCUCUGGAAUCCCUCGGUAGAACAGCAAGCCAUCAAUCGAGCAUACAGGAAUGGUCAGACAAAAUUUGUUCAUGUUUACUGUCCAGUGACAUCGAAAUGGGAGGUUGACAAGAUCGAACAACAAACAAGAAAGAGAUAUCAUUCAGAUGUAAUACUGUCCAGGAAUGAAGAGAACACUUCAUGUUCUGUGUCAGAGGAUAUCAUACUAGAAUGCAUGGUUAAGCAUGACGGCCUCCGUCAUAUUUUUGAAAAGCUAUCUCAUGCACCUCGUGUGGUGCCUUCAACAUGCUUUUAUUUUGGUAGCCAACCUUCAAAAGGGAGCAGUUAG